Messenger RNA from Dibothriocephalus latus, 390 nucleotides. The record is from the annotation of a GenBank genome assembly. NCBI's taxonomy places the organism in Eukaryota, Metazoa, Platyhelminthes, Cestoda, Diphyllobothriidea, Diphyllobothriidae.
AUGUUUGUUGAUCCUAUCGGCAUCACUCAAGAAGACAUUGACGAGAAACGACGUGUUCCCGAACGUGAAAUGAUGUCAGCCAUGGAGACAUUGAUAAAGAGUGGCGGUGAUCUUAACCAAUUAGGGGAACAGGGUGCCGCCCCCCUACACAUCGCUGCAGCCUGUGGCUACCUGGAUGUAGCCUGCUUCCUCCUACAACAUGGCGCUUCACUCGAUCUGCAGGAUCGUGAUGGCUGGGCUGCCAUCCACAUUGCAGCCUGUUGGGGCCAGGUGAGCCUCGCCGACCGCAUUUACUCCUCCUGUAUCUGUUUUGCCUCACAUUCCGGCUUCGGUUCCUGCCACUGUGUGGUUCCCAUCAAAUGCGAAUUUUGCUUGGCUCGAGGGCCAUGA